GAAUAUCACUGAGCCACGUUUUGUGACGAGAUAGUAGAAAGGCUGAAGGUAACAAGUCGUACCGUUGAAUCGGAUGCCGACGACAAUGGGGCGAGGACCUAAUCAGCGCGGCUACCAACGUCAUUCGAGACGAAGCCUCAGAUAUUGAUAUCUUAGCAUGUUGUGGACGAUCAAGUGUAGGUUUGGAGAUAAAAGAACGUGUCCCGUCUAGAUUAAGUCUAUCGUUUUCAAGUACAUAGUUCCUACAACAUCCAUCCUAAGUUCAACCGAAGCAAAAGUCUCUCCAGUCUCGACCAUUCAAUCACUCAGUCCUUUGCCAUCCAACCAUUCAUACAAGCGUUCAUCUACUUUCCAAGCUCUAAAAUCCACCAUGUCUACCACGUACCUCGCCGCCCGGGACGAUGUCCGCGACCCUAACAACCCAAAAUGCUACACCAACAGCCGCGGCGACUACAAAUGCGACAAGAACUCUGCCUGGUGGUCCUGGGGCCGCUGGCUCAUCUUCGGAAUCAUCGCUGCCCUCGUCAUCAUCGCUAUCCUGGUUAUUCUCCGCCUCUACGCCCGCCGCCGCAUCCGCCGCGGUCAACAACCCAUCGCCGGCACCGCCUGGAUCGCCGGCAACCCCAAGAACGCGCCGCCCAAGGACAUCGCAUCGUCGAUUGAGAGCGGGUCGCGACAGGGCACAGGGUACGGAAACUCGCCGUAUGGGCAGUCGACGUAUGGAAACCAGGGACCGCCGGAGUAUCCGUUGCAGGGGCGGAAUUAGG
This is a messenger RNA of Eremomyces bilateralis CBS 781.70, 767 nucleotides long. RefSeq lists its product as uncharacterized. NCBI's taxonomy places the organism in Eukaryota, Fungi, Ascomycota, Dothideomycetes, Eremomycetales, Eremomycetaceae. Bases 371 to 766 code for a protein of 131 amino acids. The record is from RefSeq and is a predicted model, not a curated record. Gene Ontology annotation, cellular component: intracellular membrane-bounded organelle. Gene Ontology annotation, biological process: vesicle-mediated transport. The transcript is spliced from 3 exons.